AUGGAGUGUGCGUUGUCUGAAUCUCUCAGCCCAGAUACCACUGUCAUUACAGAUCUGGCAGAGCAGAAUUCCUGGACUCCACUCAGCACUACCCUACAACCAACUGUGUUCAUGAAAGUGGAGGAGGGCACUGCUGAACUGCAAAACGGGCCAGAAGAACCACCCAGUUAUUCAAUGUCUACCCACAGUACAUACGACACCCUCAGUCCCCUGCAGCAACAGUUUUCAGGUGAAUACCUGUUUGGAGGACUAGAAAGCAGUUCACGAUAUUCUUACCAAAACAUUUCCUCACAAACCAAUCAGGAUACUUCAGUCCAGCCACCCUAUCCCAAACCCAUCUACUCCUAUAGCAUUCUCAUUUUCAUGGCUUUAAGGAAUAGCAGAACUGGCAGCCUGCCCGUCAGUGAGAUCUACAGCUUCAUGACAGAGCAUUUUCCUUACUUUAAGACAGCACCUGAUGGAUGGAAGAAUUCUGUCCGCCACAACCUUUCCUUGAACAAGUGCUUUGAAAAAGUAGAGAACAAGAAUGGAAAUGCCUCACGGAAGGGCUGCCUGUGGUCCCUUAAUCCAGCUAAGGUGGAGAAGAUGCAGGAAGAGCUGCAGAAGUGGAGGAGGAAAGACCCUAUCACAGUGCGCAGGAGUAUGGCCAGACCAGAGUUGCUAGAUCAUCUUCUGGGCGAGAGACCGGAAAAACUUAAAUCCCUCUCUUCCCACCUCAACAACCACACUUAUUCAACACUCCCAAGAGCCAGCUUGCUGCCGCCAUACACCUCCAGUACUCCGCUCAGACGACCUCACUACAGUUAUUACAGCAUGCCCUCACAGGCUACUCCUCAGCAAGUCCAAUACCUACCCUCAAAUUCUCAGACCUUGUCCUUGUACUCCCCUAUCCCACAUCAGCAGCCCAGCACACGGCUGCCGCACAGAACUGGCAGCCUUGACUCGCCCUUACUUGCACACACACCACCCAGUUACAGUGCUACUCUGCAGUCCAGCCAUAAUGCUGCAACAAGCAUGCAGGAGCUGUUAAUGGAGGGAGAGCUAAGCAAUGACAUAGAUACACUCAAUCCAAGUCUGACUGACUUGCAGCUCCAUGGUCACUUGUGGGAGGAGCUGAGGGAUGACAGCCUGGCUCCGGACUCACUGACAGUCAUUGACACACCAGCCACCCCUGACCAGCUCAGCCCCAACCAUGCUGGAGAUUGUGGAAGAAGCUCUAGUGGUUCAGGUAGUGGGGACAUAGAAACAGCUGGGCAUGAUAAUCUUUCUGAGCUAUACAUCACUGGACUUUGCCCCAGUGGAUUCAGCAGUGCAGAAAGCAUAGCGAGUCUCUAUUCUGCCCCAAUAUCCACUCCCAUACCCCUGCUAUGAAAAAGGCUGGUGUCAAUAAAGGAGGAUAUUUUAAACUUAAAUGUACACAAAAUGUACCACUUGACAAAA
Trichomycterus rosablanca is the source of this 1440-nucleotide messenger RNA. RefSeq names its product forkhead box N1 (gene foxn1). Gene Ontology annotation, molecular function: DNA-binding transcription factor activity, RNA polymerase II-specific; transcription cis-regulatory region binding. Gene Ontology annotation, biological process: regulation of transcription by RNA polymerase II. The record is from RefSeq and is a predicted model, not a curated record. Lineage: Eukaryota; Metazoa; Chordata; Actinopteri; Siluriformes; Trichomycteridae. Bases 1 to 1371 code for a protein of 456 amino acids. The transcript is spliced from 7 exons.